AUGGACAACCUCAAGGGAAACUCCAGCAUCCCCUUGAACAAUCCAGACCCUAGCGAUCCGCUUUUCCAUGUUUGCUGGGGUCGACAGUCAUGUUCAAGCUGCCUGACCGGUGACAUUGCCUGCAGCUGGUGUGCUAUAUCUUCGACCUGUGUUCCGAAUCCAUCGCGGGUUCCAAUAUUUGCGCCUUUUAGCUCGGCAAAUAUCUGCCCCCUUGGUUCCAAGGAGAGAUGGGAGCUGAGAGCGAGGCCGUUUGGGUGCAAUGCCAGCACUUUGACUGUUUUGUCAGUAAUGGGCGCUGUGCUUACGACGGUGGCGUUAGGUGCAGUAGGGGUUGCCUUGGUGUGGCUGAUGCAUCGGACCAGAUGGCGUUGGAAGGAGGCAGAGUAUGAGCAGGUUGAGGAGGAAGGGGAGAGGUCAUCCGGGUGGCGUGGUUGGAACUCUGGGCUUGCAUUUUCGGUUAGUUUCUUUCCUCAAUGGAGUUGGACAGAGGGUCGGACUGAAGUUGAGGAAGAGGAAGAGGAAGAGGAAGCAGAGACACGGCCACUGUUGGAGUGA
Penicillium concentricum is the source of this 555-nucleotide messenger RNA. RefSeq lists its product as uncharacterized. The transcript has 2 exons. The record is from RefSeq and is a predicted model, not a curated record. Bases 1 to 555 code for a protein of 184 amino acids. NCBI's taxonomy places the organism in Eukaryota, Fungi, Ascomycota, Eurotiomycetes, Eurotiales, Aspergillaceae.